Neopsephotus bourkii (Bourke's parrot) is the source of this 3473-nucleotide messenger RNA. RefSeq names its product immunoglobulin like domain containing receptor 1 (gene ILDR1). The record is from RefSeq and is a predicted model, not a curated record. Gene Ontology annotation, cellular component: plasma membrane. NCBI's taxonomy places the organism in Eukaryota, Metazoa, Chordata, Aves, Psittaciformes, Psittacidae. The transcript has 7 exons. Bases 122 to 1888 code for a protein of 588 amino acids. Gene Ontology annotation, molecular function: high-density lipoprotein particle receptor activity.
AGGGGACUGCAGCCGGCGGCAGCGCCCUGCCCUGGGACAGGUGCCACGGGAAGGGGAGGGCCUGUGGGCGCGGCGGGGUGGCCUGGCGCGACAGACCCGGGCGGACAGAGGAGGCCGCGCCAUGGCCCCGCGCGGGCGCUGCCGGUGGGCGCUGUUGCUGGCCUGGCUGCCGGCCGGUUGCCUCUCCCUCCUGGUGACAGUGCAGGAUGCCGAGCGUUAUACCACCUUAUUUGCCACUGUCAUCCUCAAGUGUGACUAUAGCACCUCAGCUCAGCUGCAAGAUGUGGUGGUGACCUGGCGCUUCAAAUCCUUCUGCAAGGACCCCAUCUUUGACUACUACUCAGCCUCAUACCAGGCUGGUUUAAAUCUUCACCAGGACCCAUCUACUGACUGCAAUGACAGCCAGCGAAAGGUGCGCAUUGUCAUCCAGAAAUAUGGGCAGAAGGAACCCAUGCUGGGUGUUGACUAUCAGCAACGAAAGAUCACCAUUCAGAACCGGGCAGACCUUGUCAUCAGUGAGGUCAUGUGGUGGGACCAUGGCGUGUACUACUGCACUGUGGAAGCUCCAGGAGAUACCUCAGGUGAUAUGGACAAAGAAGUUAAGCUGAUUGUUCUCCGUAAGUGCCUGUGUUUUUCUGCCUGGGUGGUAGAUACCUCCUAUUCUCUUCCUCCCCAUCCCAAGAUGUCUCCAGCAGAGGAGAGGUGCUCAGUAAUUUGCUGUGCCCAGGUACAUCAGCAUCCUCUUUCUCUCUCUGUUUUUCCCACAGACUGGCUGACAGUAAUCCUCAUCGUUCUCGGUGGCCUUCUCCUCUUUCUGCUGAUUGGAGUAUGCUGGUGCCAGUGCUGCCCCCAGUAUUGCUGCUGCCACAUCCCGUGUGUCUGCUGCCCUACCCGGUGCUGCUGUAAUGAGGAAGCACUGGAACGGUACCGGAUCAUGAAGCAGGCUCAGGCACUUGCACCUUGGAUAUCACCCAACAUGUUCUACAGAGGUGGUGACAGGAACUCACAACUUUCCUCUUACCAGCUGAACCCUCUACUGCAAAGAGAUGUGUCUCUGCAGAACAGUCUUCCACUGGUGCAGCCACAAGCUCAGCUUUCUGCUAACAAGGGUGUUUUGGACUAUCUGGAGUCUGAAAUCCAAAACCUUAACAUGUCACAGCUCCAGCCACCCUCCCACCAGCGGCAGGCUGUGCAGCCCAGCCUGCUGUCCUCCCUGAGCUCUGAGAUCAUGCCACCUCUCACAGAUCAUAUCUCCAUCCAUGGAAGCAGCAACUCUUCACGGCCACAGAGAGCUGCCCGCACCCUCAGAACCUGGGACUAUGCAGAAGAGGACAAGAGGGAAAACCGGAGGUGGCCCUUGCCUUCCAGUGGGGGUUCUCAUUCCAGCUACAGCCGGGAGCCCUGGGACAGGCAGCAAGAGGACCAUCCUCAGAGGCAGAGAGAUGGCUACAGUGGCAGGCCCCUGCACUCCAGACGGGAUGCGUCACCCCCACGCCAGGCUGACAGGGGCAGGGGCAGCAGCAGCAGCUGCAGUUUCUAUCCAGAGGAGGCCAAGGAGCGCUCCAGCCAUCAUCGUGGUGGCAGGCAGGAGCCCGCAGGGAGGCGAGACUACCAGCACAACACUAGCAGAAGCAAUAGCUCAGGUCAGCGGCGGCACAGCUACUCUCCUCCCUCUCGCCGAGGGUCAUGGAGCUCUUCAGAAGAGCAAGUUCAUCUCCCGGUGACAAACCGCAGGCGGCGGUCCCGGUCUCGGGAAUGGCCAGAAGAUAAACCCCCCAGUUACCGCUCCUUAGAAAUCAUCCCAGGUCAGGACAAGAAGCACAAAGGCAGGGCAGGGCCACGCUCGGACAGAGGAAGUUCCCACAGUGGAAGAAGCAUAGUCAUUUAAUGGCAGUAAUGAAAGAACUAAGAUUCUCACCGGACUCCUCUUAGAUCCUUCUACUCUGUAGGUUGGGGUGCUGCUCUUGAUUGAACAGACAACCAACAAAAAAACCCAAAAACCAGAUAAAGCAGCUACCCCUCAGACUUACAGCUCCAAAGGAUCUUCAUCUAGUGCCCAGGAAAGCAAAACAUAACCCAUUUUUGUUCUUCCUGUGAUUUGGAAACUUAGGUUUGCAAUGGACUAUGGUCUGUUGGAAACAGCAGGUAUUUUUGAGCAAAUGGUAUAUCCCCAGUCUUUAAAGAGAGAUACCAGUUGUCUUUGUUAGGUGCCCUGACACUGCAAGGAGCCCACUCCAUAGAAUGCUGGUCCUUUGCACACUGGUUACUGGAGAAGGGCUACAAUGAUUAAAAUUAUGAAUAGAAUAAUUUGGAAGCGGCCUCCAGAGGUCACCUGAUCCGGUCCCCUGGGAGUUUGGUGUAGGAAGGCACAGCAUCUCCUUUGUGAGGUCCUCUGUUGUGCUUCAGGAUAUCUAAUGUUUGGUGCUUCUGCUGGGCUGCUCAGCAUAGCUGGGGCAGUUACUUCCUUUUCUCUCCCGAACACAAGGAUCGCUGAGUUGGAAGGAUGUUUGACUGCCUUAAUAAGGGCUCACUAGCCUGUCUGCAAAUUACCAGCUUAUCUGCCUUACACUGACUGAAACAACCUGUCCUACAUUAAGUUUACACCUUAGGGCCUUAAAAGUCACUUAUUUUAGCCUUUAAACCAGGCUUGAAUUUAUUUGUAAACUUAAAGGGCUAAAUUGACCAAGGUCUGGCCAUCUCUACAGGAGCUGAGCUUGCUCAGUACUGACUACUGUCCCUCACGCUGUGGACCAGAAUUUCCUUCAACUUUAGGAAGCAUGGCUUUGGUGGAUGUAUCUUGCCUAAGCCAUGUACUCUUCCAUUUUAUAUUCUCCCUUUGGUCUCUGUGCCAUGUAUCAUAUACAUGGGGUGGUAUAAAGGGCUCUGAAAAUGUUUUACAGUCACCUUUUUUAUUAAUAUCCUUGAUCCUUACCCUGACACUUUAACCAACUCCACAUAUGUUGUGCAUCUGAUGUGUAGCUAGACUGCAGGAAUUUCUCAUCUCUCACCUCGCAGAUAGAACAGAGAAUUUCUUUAUACUCUUAAGACCAGUUGUGAAGGAGAAGAACUUGCCAUUUAUCCUUGAUGUGAUUAAUCCACUGUUUUCAUUUAAAAUGUGCUGGAAAAGGAGAAGCUCUCUGGGUGCUGGCUGCUUCCACAGGAAACUGGUUUGCCAAGGACACUUCUUAAGAUUCAAGAGACUCAACUGUUGUCAGGGAGCUUUUGGAGCAUCUUGUGCAUUAUUUUGUAACCCAGAGGCACUAGAGAUCGGCCAUUAUCAAUGACUGCAUUUCCUAGCUUAUUUCCCAGCCAGUGCCACGUGGGACACUUGCUACUAUUUGGUCUUUAAUGUCCUAAUUACUGAUGUGCUUAUACUUUCCCCUGGAAGACUGACAGGGAGAGGUUUUCACUGUGCCCACUUCCUUUUUUUUCUUUUCUUUGGACAGUGAUGAGAAGCAUCAUGCUUGGAGCAA